AUGCCGGAGCACGGUGACAACUCAUCCGUGCCCAGCUGGGAUGGCUCAGCCAGGACGUGGCGGAGGUUUACUCGAGAAGUUGCUUGGUACGUACAGUCGGUGCCAGCGCACAAGCGCCGCUAUUGUGCGGCAAGACUUCUUGGAAGGCUGAGUGGUCCAGCUCGGCUCUUGGCCAUGUCUUGGUCAAAGAUGGCCUUUGACUCCGAAAGAGGAGUCCACCUGCUGCUUCAACGGUUGGCAGCCUCGCCUCUUGUCCGAAAGACCUUGCCCAAUGCGGCGGCCAUCUGCACUCAGUACUUCGCCUUCAAGCGCAAUCCUCAUGAGUCGAUGUCGAACUUCCUGGUGAGAGAGACGCUGGUGCAUGAGGAGUUCUCGGAGGCAAUCAUCAGGUUGCAUGAAGAGAAGGUUGGCGUGUCUCAAGAGACUCGCGACUACGGGUUACCACCAACCACAGGACGUGAAGCUGAAUGGAGCUGGUGGGAAGAUGAUGAGGGCUGGCGAGACGAGGACUACGACGCCGGCGAGGAAGGACCUGCUGGAGAAGGCGAUCAACCGCAAGGUGACGGCCGACCUGAACCUGAAGGUGCCACUCCCGGAGGGCAACCAGCUGCAACAGGAUCGUCACCAAGCCGACGUGAUGGUGGAGGAUCGCAAGUCGGCUCCAUCGCCCCGGAGGAGGAGCCGAAGCCGGCGAAGGCCAUCGACGAGCUCUCCAUUGCUGAUUCCUUCAUCAUGGAGGUGUUGCGCGGCUGGCGAUUGUUGCAGGCUGCUGGACUGAAUGCCGAGGAGAAGCGGGACAUCCUGUCAACGACCCGCAACAGCCUGGAGUAUGGCACCGUCGCGGCUGCUUUGCAAGGACUCUGGGAUGAGCAACUACUGGGCUACCGACACCAGGGCUCUGGCAGCGGCUCCGGCUUCCAUGCGAACUACGUCGACCACCAGGAGGCGGAUGAGCUCUUCUACCAGGAUGCCUGGUGGGACGAUGGUUGGUGGGAUGAUGGCGGCUACGGCUACUACACAGGCAUCGACGAUGGAUGGUGGGAAGGCGAAUGGGAAGCUCCUGGAGAAAGUGCGCUUCAGGGACUUGCAGCUGAGUCGCCAGACGACAAUCCGGCUAUCAAGGAGGCAGCGCAAGCAGAACAGGUGGCGGAAGCACUGGCGUUGGAAGCCACCAGAACCUGGACGGAAGCGCAACGUGCGACGCAGGCACUCCGGAAGGACCGUGGAUUCGGAGCAGCCGGUCCUGGAGUAGCAGCGAAGUGCUACAAUUGUGGCGCCAGUGGUCACAUGGCUCGCGACUGCCCUGAUCGCCGUCACCCAUCCUUCACCAAGGGCCUCGGACGAGGCAAGGGCUACUGCAAGGGUGGCUACCACAUCGAUGUGGACGAGCACUACAUCAACUACAUGAAGGGCAAGGGAAAAGGCAAGACGAAGAAGGGAAUGUGGAUGGAAACGAAUGCUCUGUGGGCAAAGGGCAAGAACAAGGGCAAGGGCAAGGACCCCUACCGGACCGUGAAUGCGUAUGCCUCGGAGUACUUCUUGGGCGGCUUGGAGGUGACGAACGUCCUGGACGCGGCAUCUACUACAACGGCGGGCACGGAGCCCCACUGUGGUAUGAUCGACUGUGGUGCGACGGCGUCAGCAGCGCCAGAGGCGGUGGUGAAGGGCUUGAUAGAUGCCGUUCUCACACGUGACAAGUCAGCCAAGAUCGAGUUUGACCAAUCUGCGCGGCCAUACUUUCGGUUUGGGAAUGGUCGUUGGGGCAGGGCUCUAUGCAGGGUUAGAAUAGAGAGUCGUGCAUCCGGAAAGCCUCAAGAGUUCGCCCUGUACACGUUGCCCAACCCCGCGGAGUACUAUCAGAAUGACCUUGAUAAGUCUUCCCUUGUACCCGUCCUGAUUGGCAUGGACUACCUUGGCAAGACUGGAGUCGGCAUGAUGAUAGACUUCACCACAGGCCUUGCCAUGAACACGAGGGAUCCCGAACCCGAAAUCUACCAGUUGAGUACCAAUCGGAAAGGCCACUAUGUCCUCGACAUUGUACAACAUCUUACCAAGGGAUGUGUCUGCAGUGAUGGCCAAGCUCACGUUGUGAUACACGCUUCACAUCCCAAAGAAGAUCCUCAUGUGGAAACCCAGUGCCUGGAACUAGGUACUCUGUGGCUUGACAUGACUGCAUGUGAUCGAGAGUUGGACGAACAGGUCGUGAAUCCUCAGCCGCUUCGGCUGCAAUGUGCGGACUGCCAGCAGUUCCUGCCCCCCCGACAACUUCCUCUUCGUGUUCACUCGGUCAUGUCGCGCCCCUCGCCGCAGACGACCGAGCAGAUCUUCGUGGCCGAGAUCAAAUCCAAGACGCCAAAGGCGAAGGCGCGGCCCCUCGAUCCCAGUCGCCGGGUGCAAGGCGACGUGAGAGAUCCUCGAGCCUCCAGCAAUCAGUGGCCGUGUUACAACCGCCACAUUGCGGACACCCCGAAGUCGAAUCCCCACGGCCAAUGGAUCCACUGUGCCAUAUGCGACCUACGACUGGAGUAUCUUCCUCGCGAAGGGUCUCAUGGGCAAUCAGCGGCGGCAAAGAACCCCGAGAUGGUGCGGAGGAUGCUGCAGGAGCUCGAACCCUUGAUGAAGGGAGCAGCUGAAGCACUUGAUUCUGCAGCACAAGGACAUGACCUCGAGGGCCACGCCAGUGACUCCAUCGACGGCGGCAUCGCCAACACCGCAUACGGGACCGGUAACGACGAGCUCUCCCAGCAAUACUUCCAACGACAGCUGGCAGAUGGCCCCGAACGACCAGGCCCUCAAUGCAGCGUACGAGCUGGGAAUGGAUCAGUGAAGGCCAAGGACAUGCCGUUGUACAUGGGCAAGAAGGUGAUGAAGAUGGUGGCCAUGAUGACAGCGCUGACCGCUGGCAUGCUCAUGAAUCUGCACCUUGGUGACAGGGAUGGACUCUGGGAGAUUGCGUGUGCCCCCCACAGUUGGUUGAGUGAAUCGGCCACGGAACACGGGCUCAAUCCCAGAAGAAUCAAUCUACAGGCCGGCUAUGACCUCUACAAGAAGGAGACGUGGGAGAGGCUUCGCGAACUUCGCCUUCAACGACGGCCUAAGAGAUUGUGGAUCUCCUUACCUUGUACGAAAUGGUGCAGUUGGACCUCCCUGAACUAUGCCCAUCGACCUGAAGAACUAGAAGCGGCAAGACGCAAGGAGAGACGCAUGCUGUGGGAGGUCAACAAGUUCCUCAAGGAAGCCCUUUACGACGACCCGGGCCUCCUCAUCUACUUCGAGUGGCCUCAUCCAUGCUUUGGUUGGAAGCAACGACCUCUGGAAGAUCUGGCCGAGUUCAUGGACCAACAGGCCAUUCCCUGGCUUCACUGUCGGAUUGAUGGAUGCAAUUACGGACUUCGAUGUGAAGAUGAGUCAGCAUUCAUCUUGAAGAAGUGGCUGGUGAAGACGACGGACGAGCAGUUCCAUCGGGUAUUUCGGGCAAAGGUGUGUCCUGGAAACCAUCAGCACACCCGCAUCGAGGGCAACGAGUCGGCCCGAUCUUCAUACUACCCCUGGCGCCUGUGCCAGGCCAUCACACGCCAUUGGCGUGACCAAACCGUACCUCCACGUCACCUACAUAUGUUGGCGCAGCGGAAGGAUGAGGAGGAAAUGGAUGCAAGUGAUGAUCUACGAGAUGAAGAAAUGGAUGCAGGAGGUGCUGUCCUUGAGGCAAUUCAAGUGGUUGAAGAGUUAGCACGUGAUCUACUACAACGACAAGAUUUUUCGAGAAAAGCGUGUGAGCGACUUCUACUUCAGAUGCCAACGAGGGGUGGUACCAUCGGACAUGCUCGACAAAAGGGCAUCCAAGGUGGUGUGUCGGCCCACAUGUACGGCAGCUAUGUCUAUGGCGGCUUCAGUGGGGUGACAAACCACAGCCAGCGAUAUCCAGCGGCAACCAAGUACCUGAACCAAUUCCUCCGACAACACAUUCCUCAUGGCACAUGGACGAGUCUGAUGGUGAGCUACAAUACGCGUGCCCUACCACACCGUGAUCUUAACAACGCCAGGAACAGCAACAACUACCUGGUGUGCCUUGGCUCCUACGACGGUGGUGGGUUGUGGCUACGCGGACCAGACCAGUGCGGCAAAACACCGAAUCGUCGUCGAGGAUCGGACGGCACCAUGUGGUACGGUCAUGUCCGAGAAACGAGGGAUCAAGUGGUGGAGUUCUCACCUCAUGUUUGGCAUGCCACUGAAUCCUGGUCGGGCUACCGCAUAGCAGUGGCAGCCUUCACCACGAGAACGACGACGCCACUCGAGAAGGCAGACAUCGACACCUUGCAGAAGCUUGGUUUUCCUCUUCCACAGCUGUCCUCUGCCAUCUGGUGUCAUGCUGCUACACAGGCGACUGAUACAGAAGUUGAGGACCAACCGCUACCCGAUGGUGUGACGAAGGACGAGUACCAGAACUGGGAGUCCAAGGUGGCCAAAUUCCAUCGAGCUGCAGGGCACCCCACGAACCGCAACCUCGCCAAGAUCAUUGCAGAUGCUGGCCAUGAAUCCUGGAAGAUAUCCGUCGCCAAGAAUCACAAGUGUCCUGCUUGCGCUAGUCUUCGGCCCGGCGGCACCAGCUCAGGACAAAUCCCACCAGCGGCAACGAGGGAGCAGUACAAGGCUUGGGAGGCCGUGGCCGUAGAUGGAGGAGAGUGGAUUCCACCAGGGCGCAAGGUGAAGGUGAAGUUUCUCUUGUUCACGGACGUGGCGACGAAGUUAAGGAUGGUCCAGCCAUUAUGCUCAUACUCCCUCUUGGAAAUGCGAGCUGAGACGGGUGCGGACUUCAUGAAGGCCUUUGCAGAGCGAUGGUUAGGGAUGUUUCCAAAGCCUCGCGUAGUGCUCCUGGACGCAGCCAAAAGCUUCAUCUCCGCACAGGUGCACGAAUUCUUGUCCAACUUGAACAUCCUGGUGCAUCACGUGGCCGAGAAGGAGGCUUGGGCACAUGGUGUGGCGGAGGCGUCUGUUCAAGACGUCAAGCACACUUCGUCGGCGAUUUCCUUGGACAACCUUGAGCUCGACCCCAUGAUCGUCAUGCAGCUAGCCACGUCGGCGCUGAAUUCGACCGAAUACACCGCUGGAUACUCCGCAUACCAGUGGGCUUUUGGCACCAACUACAGCGUCAGCGAUGAGGACCUUCGCACGUAUGAGGCCAUCGACCGGAAGACAGAAUACGUACAAUUGGUUUCGGCCCGGCAACGAGCAGAAGAGAUUGCCCGCCGGACAAGAGCUCAUCGUGUUCUGACAAAGCUAGCCAAUACAACCUCACGGCAGCCUCUCCGGAACUAUGCCCCGAUGGACCUGGUGAAGGUGUGGCGACGAGUUUGGCCCCAGGAGCAAUACAAGGGGCCCCGUGGAGGAUUCAAGAAAUCAGGACGACCACACUGGGUUGGACCUGGAAGAGUGGUGUUCAGCGAGAUACUUCCCCACCAACACGCCGAUGAUGAUCGACGCCACAUUGUGUGGGUUCUUGUCGGAAGCCAGCUGCUAAGAUGUUCGAUCCAUGCUGUCCGUCCUGCGACGGAAGUGGAAAGGUUUCAGUUCGAGACCUCCGGCAUCGAGGACCCAACCACGUGGAAAUCACUUGCGGACAUCAUGCCAAAGAGGGAAUACUUCGACCUCACUGAUCAGGUUCCUCAAGAAGCCGAUGUGGAAGUACCUGACCUACCACCGCAUCCGGAUGAGUCGACAUCAGUGGUUCCCAAGAGGAGGGCCAUUGGAAAGGUGACCUUUCGCGCUGGGGACUAUGUGCAACGACCUGUUCGAGAACGACUACAUCGUGAAGGUGGAGUGGAUGACGCUGGGGACGAGGACCGUGCUCCGACUACAGAUCCGUCAGUUCCAGCUAGUUCAUCGACUACCACUCCGGCUACAGAUCCAUCAGUUCCAGCUAGUUCAUCGACUACCACUUCGGCGGCUACAAAACAUAGCACUGACGUGAAUGACUACGACCUUCCUGACAAAAAGAAGCAACGACAAAGUGAGCCGACAUGGGUCGACGACUUGUACGCCGAGGAACAGAACGAAGAGAAUACCUACGACCUCUAUGCGGCACUGGACGACACCGAGGAGUUCAUGCGCAUUGAGUUCGACGUCGGUGGCGACAUGUCUCACCGGCAACAGAAGCAACUACAGCGCAACCCCGUGGCAUACAUGGUCAAGAAGAUGCGGGACAGCGAGGUCGUGUUGAGCAAGUUACCGGCCCAUGAACGACCACUAUUCUCUCGAGCCAAGGCGAAAGAAGUCGAUUCCUUCAUCAAGAAUGAGGCGGUUCGGAAGUGCCUGAACAAGGACGAGAUCAAGCAGGCAUACGACAGCCAACGGAUAGUCAAGGCAAGAUGGGUCUUGACUUGGAAAUUGGUACCGCCCGAAGAUCGAGCUGAAGCACUGCAAGACAGCCAACAGAACUCGGAGACCCUGCAUUCACGAGAUGGCUCCAGAAAGGCUAAGGCGCGCAUCGUGCUACUGGGUUUCCAGCACCCAAGUCUUCUGGAUCCCACCUUCAAGACGGCGAGCCCUGUGCAGUCCACGUUGGGACGCAACCUCCUGUACACCAUGGCGGCCCAUCACCAAUGGAUGCUGGAAGGCUUGGACCUGGCGACGGCGUUUUUGCAGACCAAGCCAACAGAGGCCGAUCAGGAGUUGUGGACAACAGGUGUGGAAGAGCUUCGAGAAGCCCUUGAUGUUGGUUCGGAGGGAAUCAUGCGGAUACUUCGGAACAUCUAUGGCAGCACAACGGCUCCCCGUGGUCUUUGGUUGUCGCUACACAAGAAGCUGACAGAGCUUGGUGGACAGGCUGUACUUGGCGAACGGUGCUUGUGGAUAUGGCUAUCCAAAACCGUCAUGGAUGGCAACCACCCGAAGGUCAUUGGUGCAAUGGGCGGACAUGUUGAUGAUUUCCACCGCAUCGGGGACGAUAGCGACGAGUGGAAAGCCGUGAAGGAGAGCGUGGACAAGGCCUACAAAUGGGGCAUGGCCAAGCGAGGUGCCUACCGUCACGCCGGCACUGACGUGUCGACGGUGAAGGACGAGCAUGGCUAUGACCAGAUCGUGGUGGAUCAGGCGUAUUACAUCGAGACGCUCCAGGAUGUGGCCAUCGAGACGGACCGACUACGCAGUGGAGAAGCACUGCAGAAGCGUGAUGUAGACGCCUGCCGUGCGGCGUUAGGCGCUCUUCAGUGGCUGGCCAUACAGUCACAGCCCCAGCUGUGUGCACGAUGCAACUUGCUGCUGACGGAGUUGGUCACCAAUGGGACAAUGGAAACUGCCAGAGAGAUUCAGCAGAUGAUUGGUGAAGUCAGGCAGGAAUCCUUCAAGUUGGUGUUCCGUAAAUUUCCUCAGGCUCGACACUGGAGUGAGUUGGUGUUCAUCUCGAUGGGAGACCAGGCUCACAACAACAGGCCCAAGGGAGACUCCACUGGCGGCAUGGUGACGUUGGUGGCGGGACCAGAGAGUGUGGAUGGCCAAGUGACGGUCAUGUCUCUUCUAGCAUGGCGCACGUGGAAAUUGCGUCGCAAGGCGAUUGGUUCCAACGAUGCUGAGGUUCAGUCGAUCCUGGAGGCGGAGGAUCAGAACUUCAGGACCCGGCUGCUUUGGACCGAGCUUCAUGGAGCUGCCGGCCGCGAUGAACAACGUGCUCUUCGCAGGGACUUGGUCAAUGUGGUGGAAGAUCAGAUCCUGCAAGUCAAAGGGAUCCUGUGCACGGAUUCCCGUGGUGGCUAUGAUGCUGUGGAAGUGAAUGAGAGCCCGUUGUUGGGCUUGAGCAACAUGCGUGCCGCUCUCCAGGCGUUCCAGCUGAGAGAUAACCUCCGCCGAGCCGGAUGUGAACUUCGUUGGUUGGCCUCAGACUACGACUUGGCUGAUGCACUGACUAAGCGCAAGCUUGAGGCAAGACUAGGACUUUUGAAGUUCCUUCGCAGCGGGCACUGGAGCAUUCGCUUCGACCCAUCCUUCACUUCAGCCAAGAAGGGCAAGAAGCAAGGAAGAUGUGCCAUCGAUACUGUAGAUCAACAUUUGCGAAACGGCCCCGACAUUUCGGCACUCGAAGUGUUGCUGAACGUUUUUGGGGGUGAUGCAACUUGUAUGCUUGAGGAGUUCAAAGAGGUGCCCACGUCGCAGGAGCCGCUGUCAGUGGCCGAUGCGGCCAGCUUCUCAGGUAACCCUUGA
Molecule: messenger RNA, 8193 nt
Organism: Symbiodinium natans
Lineage: Eukaryota; Dinophyceae; Suessiales; Symbiodiniaceae
Source: the annotation of a GenBank genome assembly